AUGGCAGCGGUGGCUGCAGGGGGAAGGGGAACCCCGCCUGAGGUGGCGCAGCAGAUGGGGGUGGCGCAGCAGACGGUGGCGCAGCCGGCGAAGUGGAUUUGUUGGUGGUCUUCCUGCCGCGGCGUCAUGGAGGCGCUGCAGCAUCGCCGGCCAUGCCGGCCCUAUUCGGCGCUUGCCGAUGCCACCCCCACUUGCCGAUGCUGCCGCCGCGAGAUUGGAUUGGAGGAGGCGCCUGUGAAACAAAUCGGAGCUGGGAAACAAAUCUGCCGCCGCGAGACUGGAAGGAGGCGACCUGGGGAGCAAAUCGGAGCUGGAGAUUGGCUUUGGCGCGAGAAAAAGGAAGGGCAAGGCGGGAGACGACGCGGGGACCGAAAAUCUGCGCGCGUCUCGCAGGAGAUCCCGCGGAGCUGA
Messenger RNA from Miscanthus lutarioriparius, 411 nucleotides. The record is from the annotation of a GenBank genome assembly. Lineage: Eukaryota; Viridiplantae; Streptophyta; Magnoliopsida; Poales; Poaceae.